Molecule: messenger RNA, 930 nt
Organism: Anopheles bellator
Lineage: Eukaryota; Metazoa; Arthropoda; Insecta; Diptera; Culicidae
Exons: 2
Coding region: 1-930 (309 amino acids)
Source: RefSeq, a predicted model, not a curated record
AUGUCUACUCUGAAUCUUUCGGUCUACGGUAUUAGGUUCCCGAAAACGCCACCGUUAGCGACAUGCUUUCUACUGUUCCUUUUGGUUGCUGCCUACCAGAGCGGUGUCUCGGCGAAAGGAACCAAGCAGAAGCGCCUUCUCAUCGAUCUGAGCGAUCCUUUGCUGACCGUCACCGAUCCAACCGUCUACUUCCACCACCAGCGACCACCACCGGUUCACCUGGCGGCUCCGACCUUCCCGACGCCAACCUUUUACGCCCCACCACCUCACGCCGGUCUACCACCGUCCUACGGCGAAACGCACCCGAGGUCUCUGGCCCCGCUGAAACCGGCGACCCUGUUCAAUGGUAACCUCUUCCAGUACUCCAACUACGGGUCUCCGUUUCCCUUCCUCACCGGCAACCAUCUCGGUCUGGGUGACGGCGAAACGUACGUGGCCGAUGGGCGCAUCCUGAAACAGUACGCCGUGAUGGAGUUCCACGCCGAGGAGCGGGACCGCAAUCUGCACCACGAGCGGCAACAUCUGCUCCAAAACGCUCAUCCGUUCCGAACCGGUCCAGUCCGUACGCCCUUCCCGGCGUAUCUGACCAAGUUUUCGUCCCCUUACGAACCACUGUACGCCGGAUCACCGUUUGGUUCUCCACUGCCGACGUUUGCCACACCACUGCCACAGCUAACCCCGUUCAAUCCCCGCUUCGGGGUACAGCAUGAUCAGCAGCGAUCGCCACUGCUGACCAAAAACCAUGGUCCCAUUGCCCUGGGUUCCGGUUCGCUCGGUUACAUCCACGGCCCGAACGGUGUUACCGUUGGCUCGGGAUCCCUCGGCUACAUCAGCCACCAGCAGCACCGGGAAACGUUGGCCGAGCUGAUCGAGCGGAAGAAAUCCAAGCACCUGCCCAGCCCGCUCACGUUUGGCCAUAAUCAUAACUGA